AUGGAGGAACGAGGUUUCUCAAGUACUAGCUUGGAAGCAUCGUUCAGGUGCGAGGGGCCGUACCGAUUUAUUGUUUACGCUCGGCUCGCUUCGAGUAAUCAGCGAGCCCAGCGACGCAGAUUUAAGAAUUAUACCGCUACAGUGGCCACGAAUUUAUCAGUCAAAGCGUGGCUUUUGGAGCCCUUUGCAGCCGCUUCAAACCGCUGCGGGAACAGACAACGAACACAGCUACAGUCUAGACUAGGGCGAAUACGGGAUUUAGGAACGUUGGAACAAACAUUUGCUGAGGACUGGAGCAUAUAUAACGGUGGUUGCGGC
Molecule: messenger RNA, 318 nt
Organism: Iphiclides podalirius (scarce swallowtail)
Lineage: Eukaryota; Metazoa; Arthropoda; Insecta; Lepidoptera; Papilionidae
Source: the annotation of a GenBank genome assembly